AUGCGUAUUUCUGCACUAGUUAUGACUCUCUGUUCUAGCGCCGCGGUGGCUGCUACAACAGAAAUCUUCCAAUCUUUGAAUUCUUCGCAAGCUAUUGAUAGCGUCAAGCCAGUACUUGAAAGCCUUCUGGAUAUAGGCAACUGUAACAUUCCUGGUUGCCUUGAGGAACUUAUUCCUAUAGCCAACCAGUGUAGCACUGUUAUUACUAGUGACUCUCCGAACAUUGAUGCUACUCUUACAUGUUUGAAAGUUAUCAUCUCCAAUGUCUCAGAUCAGUCUGACUACUGCGUUGUCUGUAUUAGAGAAGCUAUCUCUUCUAUUGAAUCUGAGUUGUAA
Messenger RNA from Aspergillus puulaauensis, 336 nucleotides. RefSeq lists its product as uncharacterized. Bases 1 to 336 code for a protein of 111 amino acids. The transcript is spliced from 3 exons. The record is from RefSeq and is a predicted model, not a curated record. Lineage: Eukaryota; Fungi; Ascomycota; Eurotiomycetes; Eurotiales; Aspergillaceae.